AUGCCCAUCGGCGCGAUGCGACGCUCGGACGAGUCGGAAUCGUCGAAUUCUGAUUCGGAGGGAAUGACGCCCGACAUCAGCGACGAGUACGAGAUCCACUCGUCGGCCACCGAUGAGCAGUGGGGUGAUCUGAUUGGGAUGAUUGCUAAUGAGGAAUGGAAGAGCAGCGACGCUUCAACGACCCUACUCCUGCAACAUCUGCCCUCCACUCGUAUUGUUAUUGCCGUGAGAAAAUCUGACGAUUCCCUGGUUUCUGCUGUCGCUUGGAACGAGGUGGACAACGUGGCCAUGAUCGGCUUCUACUUGACAAAGGAGAAGGAACGCGGAAAGGGCAUCGGCCGGGCCGUGUGGCACCAGGCCCUCGAAUGCAUAGAUCGCGAGAAGCGUAUCAUCGUCGUGAGAACGGGCCCCGACAUGGCCGCCAAGUACCAGAAGUGGGACGUGCCGGUGAUGGGCAAGAAGAUGCACCGCUUCGUCGUCCGCGCCGAGCUCCUUAUCGACGGCUUCACGCGUCUUUUGGAGAAAAAUGGCAUCCGCAACGACAAAAACAACAACGCGGGCAUGGAGACGAAGUGCGUCAACCAGUUGACGAUUCCCGAGUUUGACAGCCUGCUGGAUUACGAUCAAAAGGUCACCUCUAAGGAUCGCAGCGACUUUCUGGACUCGUUUUUCUCGCUCGACUGCGUUUGCGCCUGCGUCACCCAGAACGAAGACGAUGACGUGAACGGCUUCGGCGCUAUUGUACCGUCAGUGAAGGAGGGCUCGCAUCGGUAUCGUCUUGCGCCCAUCUACGCCCCUGACCUCAACAUUGCCACCUCCAUCGCCUUGAGUCUUGUCAAGCGGGUACACAAACGUGACCCCAAGGCUGAGAUCUACAUCCAGACCGUCGAGGGCAGCGCGGGCAGCAUGCAGUUGCAUAAGGUGCUAAAAGAAUACGUUGGCGUGGACCCUGUCGAGGACUGCGUGACUCUCACUUCUCGGAAGUUGCCCAUCACCACCCGGCUGCACAUGUGCUACAUUCCGCAUAAUAACGGAGGACAUUUUGAUGUC
This is a messenger RNA of Mesorhabditis spiculigera, 1050 nucleotides long. The record is from the annotation of a GenBank genome assembly. Lineage: Eukaryota; Metazoa; Nematoda; Chromadorea; Rhabditida; Rhabditidae.